Molecule: messenger RNA, 3586 nt
Organism: Drosophila virilis
Lineage: Eukaryota; Metazoa; Arthropoda; Insecta; Diptera; Drosophilidae
Molecular function (GO): iron ion binding; oxidoreductase activity, acting on paired donors, with incorporation or reduction of molecular oxygen; monooxygenase activity
Source: RefSeq, a predicted model, not a curated record
UGUAUUUGUAUGUGAAGUGCAAGUGAAUAAGGAAAACAUUUGGCACGGACAAAACCGCUUAACGCUUAAGCCAAUAAUAUAAUCCAAUGUGUUAACAGAAUAAGGAAAUACAACAUCGUAGGGUAUUCAGUUCAAAUUCGAGCAGCUUUACAAUUGCACACAUACGCGCACACACACACACACAUAGAUUUACAUCUUGAUAGAUCAGCCCCAGGGUGAGGUGCUGACUUUUCAUUCGCAGCGAUUAGAUGCAUAUUCAGCUCAUCAGUCGGCUCGGUCGGCGGUUGGGACAAAAUGCUCUGGUUGGCAUUACUGCUGGUUGGCAUACCCUGCCUGCUGCUGUGGGAUUACAUGCGCCGGAAGAGGCGCAACGAUAUGCUGCAUUAUAUGCCGGGGCCGGCGACAUUGCCGUUUCUAGGGAAUGUGCUCCUCUAUCGCGGCAUCGACGGCGAACGUGAGUGCCUGACGAAUCCAUUCGUGCUGCGGCUGGAACAGUCGAUUGCGUGUACCGUUUACCGUUUGCAGGCAUAUGGUCGCAUGUACCGCAUCUGGGCGCUCUAUCAGCUGGCCAUCUUCUCCACCGAUCCGCGUGAUGUGCAGUUCGUCUUGAGCAGUCCACAGUUAAUCACAAAGAACAAUUUGUACAAUCUGCUGCGGCCCUGGUUGGGCACCGGCCUCCUGAUGAGCACUGGCAGCAAAUGGCGUGCUCGACGCAAAAUCAUUACGCCCACCUUCCAUUUCAAGAUACUCGAGCGGUUCGUGGACAUCUUCGAUCAGCAGAGCACCAUAUUGGUGCUGCAGCUGCAGCAGCAUGCCGAUGGCCGAACUCCGCUCAACAUAUUCCCCUUCAUUUUUCUAGCCGCACUCGAUAUUAUAGCAGAAACCGCCAUGGGCACCAAAGUAAAUGCACAGAGGGAUCCGCACUUGCCAUAUGUGCAGGAUGUAUAUGAGUUAACGAGCAUCAUGACAGACCGGUUUAUAAAGCCAUGGCAGCGCAAUGAAUGGAUAUUUCGUUUGUUGAAGCCAACGCUGGCCAAGAAGCAGGAUGCGCUGAUCAGAAUAAUGCACGAGUUUACCGAGUGCAUCAUUAAGCAGCGACGCGAGGCGCUCGUCCAAAAGCAGCAGCAGCAGCAGCAGCUAAAGAGUGGCGAUGAGGGCGACGUUCCGGGUCAAAGGCGUCGCUUGGCGCUGCUGGAUGUGCUGCUGCAGGCCAUCGCGUUGAAUGGCGCGCCGCUGAGCGAUGAAGAGAUACGUGAAGAGGUGGACACGUUCAUGUUCGAGGGCCAUGACACAACCACAAGCGGCAUAUCCUUCUGUCUCUACGAGAUCUCACGCCAUGCGGCCGUGCAGCAGCGCCUGAUCGAUGAGAUUGACAAGGUGUUCGGCGGCGACAGGCAACGCGCGUUGACGCUGCGCGAUCUAAACGACCUCAAGUAUUUGGAGUGUGUAAUCAAGGAGGCGUUGCGUCUGUAUCCAUCCGUGCCCAUCAUAGCGCGCACCUUUAGCGAGGAUGUGCAGAUACGCGGCAAACGCAUUCCCGCCGGCACCGAUUUCUUUGUGGGCAUCUUUGCGCUGCUAAGGGAUGCACGCGAAUUCCAGGCGCCCAAUGAAUUUCGGCCCGAGCGCUUUGCCAGCGACGUGGACACGACACAAACGUCGCCACAUCGGCUGCAUCCAUAUGCCCAUGUGCUCUCGGCGAAGUUCGCCAUGCUCGAGAUGAAGUGCACCAUUUGCAGGCUGCUGCAGCGUUUCCAGCUGCUGCCGUUGGGCCCACAGCCGCGGCCCAUGCUCAGUCUUGUCCUGCGCUCCGUAAAUGGCGUGCAUCUGGGCCUGCGUCCAUGCCUGGAUAAAUAUUCCAAUUUUGAUAUCACAGAGUCGAGCAAAUUAUACAAAUCUAUUCAAUUUGGUUUUGGUAAAUCCUUUAUGCUUCACAGAGUAUACAAGGAUGCUGCUCAUAUUGUUGGUGAUUGCUUUGCUAGUUUUUUUGCUGCGCUUUCUGUUGCAACUGUUUUGGACGGAGCGCCGGCACCGCCAACAGCUGGAGGCCGUGGCGCCCAAUGUAUCCCAGGUGCCGCUCAUUGGCACGCUCUGGCAGAUGCGCGACUUUCAGCCGGAUAUUGUUUAAUUGCAGAUUUACACGAGAAGUUUGCGGCAUAUGUGAAGCGUUACGGGCGCAGCUUUGUGGCCACCACAUGCGGUCGCAUGGUGCUGGUAACCGCCGAGCCGAGGCAUGCGGAUGCGCUGCUCCUGAGCAAACAGCAGCUGCGAAAGAGCGUCGUUUAUGGCGCACUCGGCGGCUGGCUGGGCAACGGUUUGCUGCUCAGUCGCGGCGAUCGCUGGCAUGCCAUGCGCAAGAUCAUAACGCCCACAUUUCACUUUAGCAUACUGGAGCAGUACAUCGAGGUGUUCGAUAGGCAGUGCAACGUGCUGGUGGACAGACUGCAGCCGCUGGCCGCGAACAGCAAUCGGCCGCAGGCGUUCAAUAUCUAUCCGUAUAUGUGCCUGGCUGCGCUGGACAUCAUCAGCGAGGCGGCGAUGGGCGUCAGUGUCGAUGCGCAGCGGAAUGUGGAUGCGCCGGUUGUGCAGGCUGUCAAAGACGUGACCAACAUACUGGCGACACGUUUCAUGCGACCGCAUCUGUUGCCGCCGCUGCUGUUUCGCUUGCUCUGGCCCAGUGGCCAUCGCAAACAGUGGGACGGUGUCAAGUGCCUGCACAGCUUCACCGACGACAUCAUCAGGCGGCGGCGUCAGCUGUUGCUGCACGAGCAGCAGCUGGGCAAACGGUCUGCCCUAUUGGAUACAUUGCUGCAGGCACGCCUCGAGGGCGCACCGCUGACAGACGCACAGAUACGCGAUGAGGUGAGCACGUUCAUCUUUGCCGGUCACGAUACGACCACGUCGGCCGCCUCCUUCUGUCUGUUUCUGUUGUCGCGCCAUGCGUCCGUGCAGCGACGUUUGUUCGAGGAGCUGCAUGCCCACUAUGGGCCCGCUGUGGAUCGUCCGGUCAUCUAUGGCGACUUUGCGGAUCUGCCCUAUUUGCACUGCGUGAUCAAGGAGUCGCUGCGUCUGUAUCCGCCCAUACCGGCCGUGGGUCGUUGCCUGGAAAGCGAUUUGAUGUUGGCAGAUGGGGCACACCUGGUGCCUGCGGGCACCAAUGUCAUCGUGCUACUGUGGCAGCUGCUGCACGACGAGCAGCUGUACGAGGAUCCGUUGCGCUUCUGGCCGGAGCGGCAUUUGGACAGCCAUAAAACGGCCGAGGCUGGCGCCGCCAGAGCCUGCUCCAGCUAUAUACCCUUCAGCGCUGGUCCGCGCAAUUGCAUUGGGCAGCGCUUUGCGCUGCUGGAGCUGAAGACAAUUGUCAUCAAGAUGUUGCGGCAUUUCGAGCUGCUGCCGCUUGGUGUCGAUGUGAAGCCUUCGAUUAAAAUUGUGCUGCGCUCCGCCACGGGCGUUAAUUUGGGCUUAAAGAAGCGUUCGUAUGCGAAUUGAAUGCGAUUUAGUUGUUGCGUGGCGUCAAUAAUAAAUAUGUACAUAUCUUUGGGUUUGCUUCAAAAUACAAUAAAUUUAUCGGUCAUCGAUAGCUCAUCGA